Messenger RNA from Juglans microcarpa x Juglans regia, 1719 nucleotides. RefSeq names its product dirigent protein 22-like. Bases 602 to 1186 code for a protein of 194 amino acids. The transcript has a single exon. The record is from RefSeq and is a predicted model, not a curated record. Lineage: Eukaryota; Viridiplantae; Streptophyta; Magnoliopsida; Fagales; Juglandaceae.
AGUUUUACAAGAUUCCUCGGGAUUUUUCAUCUCUUGGUCAUUCAAAGGCUGAGAGUGCAUCAUCUUAACCUUUGACAAAACGCCAGGUAGUGCGAGAGAAAUAACACUUCGAGCGAUAUGUGUUCGAACGAUUCCUUUCAAUUUUGCAUGGGAAACGAGCCAAAUCUUCUUCCUUUGGAAUUUGAAGUAGGUUGAUCAUUAUAACAAAUCUUCAUUCUGUAACAGGAUGGGACCGGCCAAUACCCAUUAUAACAAGAUUUUGGAUAAUAUCAAAUCUUCCUUUUCCUCUCAAUUUUACGAAAGGUGGAGGGAGCAAGCAUGGUGGAUUGCUGAGUGUGUAUCUGACUCACCAACAAGGCUUUGAUUAAUGGAGAAAAAGGAGCAUUUUGGCCCUUCCAGAAGUAGGUUAACCAAAUAAGUUGACUACUAGUAUUUAUCUGCUCCAGUUUUUCAACAUAUUCUCCAUAGUGGGUUGGCAAGUACACAGCCAAUAAACUCGUCUACUUGCUUGCAUAUAAAGAUGCACAAUUCACUUUAUAAAUACAGACGAUUCUUUGCCAUUACUCAGUACUUGUCUGCAUAGAGAGCUUCCUGCUUCCCAAUGGCUAGUACUGUUCUUCCCAUCUUGGCUUCCCCUUUCAUCAUUUUCUACCUCCUCUCUUCCUUUUCCACCAUUUUGGUCACUGCAGAAGAUCAGGGCUAUGCAAAAAGCCUAGACCCGAAACUACUUAGGCUCGAGAAACAACAGCUUACCCACUUUCAUUUCUACUGGCAUGAUAUCGUCAGUGGCAGCAAUCCCACAGCUGUUCUAGUUGUGCCUGCACCCUCCAACACUUCAACAGCCUUUGGUUUAGUGAGGAUGUUUGAUGAUCCAUUAACCGUGGGAACAAACAUGAGCUCAGGAUUGAUUGGAAGAGCACAAGGGUUUUAUGCCUCUGCUUCACAAAAAGACCUUGAACUAUUAAUGGUUAUGAACUUUGCUUUCACUGAUGGAAAGUACAAUGGUAGCAGCAUCACCAUCCAAGGAAGGAACCCGGUGUUCAACAAGGUGAGGGAGUUGCCAGUCAUCGGAGGCAGUGGACUUUUCCGGUUUGCUAGUGGUUAUGCUGAGAUCAGGACUCAUACAUUUGAUAUCAACUCAAGAGAUGCAGUAGUUGAGUACAAUGUCUCUGUGUUGCAUUAUUGAUGUUCUAAGACCGUUUGUGGUGGGCUAUGUUGUUGGGGUGAUAUCUUUCGUGUACGUUGGUCACUUUUGACUACUUUUAAGCCAAGCUGGGCUGGUUUGCCUUGUAUCUACAGACUGCUUAAAAUAAAACAAAUGGGUUACAAAGACUUUUACAUUACUAUUAAUAACACAGAAUAAAUUGCUAAUUUGUUUGGUGGUUUCCACCAUCCUUCCACUAAAUAAUAUCAUUGACCCAAUGGCUCCUAUACCUGUGAUUGGUUCUCAAGAAAAUGAAUUGUAGCUCUGGCCGCCCACCUACCAACUCAUAUUCAUAUCAGCGGAUGCCAAGAAUGUGUGACACCGACAUGGGAAUUAUUACAUGACCAAUCAAAUGAUUCAGUAAAAAUUGAACUUUGGGGUACUUUGAGGAAUAAUUAGCAAGCACCCCAUAUAUCGUUGGAAAGCCCUACAUCUCUUGCGUGUUUCCAAUGCACUAAUUGCAUCAAACGUUGGAAAAAUUACAAGUAAUUUUGAAUUUAUCUUCCAUUUAAUUA